Molecule: messenger RNA, 2148 nt
Organism: Helianthus annuus (common sunflower)
Lineage: Eukaryota; Viridiplantae; Streptophyta; Magnoliopsida; Asterales; Asteraceae
Product: dihydroxy-acid dehydratase, chloroplastic
Exons: 14
Coding region: 86-1915 (609 amino acids)
Biological process (GO): branched-chain amino acid biosynthetic process
Cellular component (GO): chloroplast stroma
Molecular function (GO): dihydroxy-acid dehydratase activity
Source: RefSeq, a predicted model, not a curated record
UAUCACUUUUAACCUGUUUUAACUUUAAACACACACACCCCCAACUCAACUCAACCCACCACACGCCGCCGCCAAACCAUCGACAAUGCAAACAUCCUUAUUCUCCUCAACCACCACCAUUCUCCCGACCACCAUUGUCGGACCCACCACCACCCGAAAACCCUACACACUCUCAGUCCGAGCCUCCUCAUCCACAACCGAACCAGCCCCACCACCACCAGUUGUACAAUCUACAACAAAACUCAACAAGUACAGUUCAAGAAUCACUGAACCCAAGUCACAGGGUGCGUCACAGGCUGUUCUGUACGGCGUGGGGCUGUCAGAUGAGGAUCUUAAGAAGCCCCAAAUCGGUAUUUCGUCUGUUUGGUAUGAAGGGAACACGUGUAACAUGCAUUUGUUGAGUCUUGCUGAGGCUGUGAAACAAGGGGUUGAAGAAGCUGGGAUGAUUGGGUUCAGGUUUAAUACUAUUGGGGUUAGUGAUGCGAUUUCUAUGGGGACUAGAGGGAUGUGUUAUAGUCUUCAGUCUAGAGAUUUGAUUGCUGAUAGUAUUGAAACUGUUAUGUCUGCUCAGUGGUAUGAUGCCAAUAUUUCUAUCCCUGGUUGUGACAAGAAUAUGCCAGGUACCAUUAUGGCAAUGGGGCGAUUGAACCGCCCGAGUAUAAUGAUCUAUGGUGGGACUAUUAAGCCCGGUCAUUUUCAAGGCCACACGUUUGACAUAGUAUCUGCAUUCCAGGUUUAUGGAGAAUAUGUAAGUGGUUCCAUAAACGAUGAACAAAGAACGAAUGUACUAAAGAAUUCAUGCCCGGGAGCAGGCGCUUGUGGCGGAAUGUAUACCGCAAAUACGAUGGCUUCCGCCAUUGAAGCAAUGGGAAUGUCUCUUCCGUACAGCUCAUCGACACCGGCUGAAGAUCCGUUGAAGUUGGACGAGUGCCGAUUAGCUGGAAAAUACAUUCUUGAUUUAUUAAAAAUGGACUUGAAACCAAAAGACAUAAUUACCCCUAAAUCUUUGCGUAAUGCAAUGGUUACUGUUAUGGCUCUAGGUGGGUCCACCAAUGCUGUUUUACACUUGAUCGCCAUAGCAAGGUCAGUUGGUUUGAACUUGACUCUAGAUGAUUUCCAAAAGGUUAGUGACGAAGUACCGUUUCUUGCCGAUCUUAAGCCUAGUGGAAAGUACGUCAUGGAAGAUGUACACAAGAUUGGAGGAACACCUGCGGUUCUUCGUUAUCUUUUGGAGCUCGGAUAUUUAGAUGGAGAUUGUAUUACAGUCACAGGGAAGACAUUGGCAGAAAACGCAAAGCUUUUCCCUUCAUUAUCAGAGGGGCAGCAAAUAAUAAGACCACCGACAAACCCCAUAAAGGAAACGGGUCACAUUCAAAUAUUAUAUGGCAAUCUUGCUCCCGAUGGUUCUGUUGCAAAGAUCACAGGAAAAGAAGGGUUAUAUUUUUCCGGUCCUGCACUCGUGUUUGAGGGGGAGGAGUCCAUGAUCGCAGCAAUCUCCGAAGACCCCAUGAGUUUUAAGGGGAAGGUAGUUGUUAUUAGAGGAGAAGGUCCUAAAGGGGGCCCCGGUAUGCCUGAAAUGCUCACACCGACAAGUGCGAUAAUGGGCGCUGGUCUAGGCAAGGAAGUUGCGUUGUUAACUGACGGGAGAUUUUCAGGCGGUUCACAUGGAUAUGUUGUUGGACACAUUUGCCCUGAAGCACAGGAAGGUGGUCCGAUCGGUCUAGUCCAAAACGGGGAUAUAAUCACAAUAGACAUCACCAAGAAACGAAUGGAUGUGCACCUAACCGACAAAGAGCUAGAUGAGCGGCGAAAGGCGUGGACCCCACCUCCGUCCAAGGCUGAAAGAGGUGUUCUUUACAAGUACAUCAAAAAUGUUCAAUCGGCAUCAAGAGGAUGUGUAACCGACGAGUUGUAGAAUCAAGACGGAUCAAGGAAGAUAUAGAGGAUUAUUGAAAUUCUGCUCUAUUGAUUGAGUUUUUCGCCGGGGUUAUUAGAAGAAUGAUUAUAUUUGUGUUACUCGAUACCAAAAUUUUCAAUGAUUGUGCCUCCAUUGUGUAACGGUCAAUAAUUGUAAUUCCAUUUUGAAUUGUAAGCAGUGGCGGACCUAGGAAUUAUUUUCUGGGGGUGCGAACGAAGGGUUCAACCAAA